AUGAGUAUUGCUCCAAUUCCAAAUUAUGCAAACUAUUGGACAGGAUCAGGUAUGGAUCAUUCACUAUAUGCAUGCAAGCUAAUCCAGAGAAUUAUGAGUAGAAGAAGGUUCCAAGAAAUUCAUACGUUUCUCAGUAGUGAACCACAAAUAAUUGAGGACAAAAUCAAUUCUAACAGUAGAAAAUAUUGGUUGUGCGUUAGAGAAGUUUCGGUUGAUGAAAUAAUUGCAGCAUUCAAGGAAAAAGUUAGGUUCAAGCAAUACAUUCCCUUAAAACCUCACAAGUAUGGGCUGAAAUACUAUGCGUUAUCAGAUUCAACAGGAUAUAUUUAUGCAUUUUGGUUGUAUCAAGGAAAAGAGUCCAGGUACACCCAUAACCCAACGUUUAUCGUUUUAGAUUUAGUCGCGCAUAUAUCUCCAGUAAAUCACAUUUUGGGCGUGGAUAAUUAUUAUGGGUCGUUAGAACUUGCUACUAAACUCUCUGCAAAAGGAUGGAGGUUUGUUAUGACAGUGAAGGGAAACAGACCAACAUUUUUGUUUAACGAGGGUUUGCAAAAAAAGCUACCAGGAACUAAAACAAAACAGUGGAUUCAUGCGGUCAACAAGGAAAAAACUUUGGUUGUGGUGUCUCUGAAUGACAACAAGAGAGUGAAUUUUCUAACUAAUGUGGGAAGCAAUCAAUUAAUUAACAACAAGCCAUAUGUUCAGCACAUGUACAACAUUUCGAUGGGUGUGUCUACAAAUCUGGGAUUUUCUUUCAUCACCUUCAACCGCCAUUCAGGAACAAGAACUGGAAAACAGUACAUCUAUUACAGAUGCUAA
Molecule: messenger RNA, 819 nt
Organism: Naegleria fowleri
Lineage: Eukaryota; Heterolobosea; Eutetramitea; Acrasida; Naegleriidae
Exons: 1
Coding region: 1-819 (272 amino acids)
Source: RefSeq, a predicted model, not a curated record